Molecule: messenger RNA, 1045 nt
Organism: Gambusia affinis (western mosquitofish)
Lineage: Eukaryota; Metazoa; Chordata; Actinopteri; Cyprinodontiformes; Poeciliidae
Product: histone H2A-like
Exons: 1
Coding region: 25-411 (128 amino acids)
Cellular component (GO): nucleosome
Molecular function (GO): DNA binding; protein heterodimerization activity; structural constituent of chromatin
Source: RefSeq, a predicted model, not a curated record
GAAAGUGCAUUUGACCGAAACGAGAUGUCUGGACGCGGAAAGACCGGUGGCAAAGCCCGCGCUAAGGCCAAGACCCGCUCGUCCCGUGCGGGCCUCCAGUUCCCCGUGGGCCGUGUCCACAGGCUGCUGCGUAAGGGGAACUACGCCGAGCGCGUCGGUGCCGGAGCUCCGGUGUACCUGGCUGCGGUUCUGGAGUACCUGACCGCCGAGAUCCUGGAGUUGGCCGGGAACGCCGCCCGCGACAACAAGAAGACCAGGAUCAUCCCCCGCCACCUGCAGCUGGCUGUCCGCAACGACGAGGAGCUCAACAAGCUGCUGGGCGGCGUGACCAUCGCUCAGGGAGGCGUCCUGCCCAACAUCCAGGCUGUCCUGCUGCCCAAGAAGACCGAGAAGCCGGCCAAGGCCAAGUAGACGUCGGCAGCCCGAGCGACGACCCCAACGGCUCUUUUAAGAGCCACCCACUUCUGUCUGUAGAGCCAGAGUUUCUAAAGUUCACUUCAAUGACAUAAAGUAUGUUACGAAUCAAACACCAGAGAGAGAGAGAGAGAGGGGUGAUUAACUUUAAAAAGGGGAUGAACGUGAAAUGCUACAGGCUUCACAUAUAAAGCUCAAAUGUUGCAGUUGCAGAUGAAAGAUUUGUGGGAUUUUUUUUUUGGGGGGGGCUGGGGGGUUUCUAAUAAACAAAUGAAGGAUGCUUUGCUCAUCUAAAACCAAAUGGUGAAAAAGCCUCUGGACUGGACAACUCUGCAGCCUGAGAGGGAAUCACACACCAAUCCAACAAGCCUUCGGUCACAACUCCGCUUCCGGUUGCUCUGAUUCUUGAGCAAUCAGUCUGGCAACAUCCAGACUGGCAACAUGGCCAGAUCCCUGUAGUGGCUCUUGAAGCAGCGUUAAAGAACCCGCUGCUUGUCAAGUUUUUGCUUGAACAAAAACAAACCUGAGGAAGAUGAGUGGAGAGGAAUCCCAAAAUGCCAGUCUGAGCGUUAGAAAUUCACAUUUCAUAGUCUAAGACACAGGUGUCAAACUCCAGUCCUCAAGGGCCGGU